GUGUCUCUAAGAGAGGGGCGUUCUUGUGUGGGGUGCCCGGGACUGGGACUGCGGUGCGAUGAGGCGGGGGAGCUCCCGUGGGAGACUGACACGUCUCUGGGGCUUGGAGGCACUGCAGAAGGGGAGGCACUGGGGAGCCCGAGCGUCUUUGUCUCCAACGAGCAGAGGUUGAGGCGGAGUCUCCCCUGGAAGGGCGGUGGAGCCGCAGAAAGCCAUAGAGGGCUGUUCAGGGAGGAUGAAUGGGAGGGUAACGCCCAGAGUUAGAAAGUUUAAAGUUGGGGAAAACAGGAUGUUGAACGGGGGCAGGGGGACCGCCGAGGAGACCCCCUUGAGUUAUGGUAGGGCUGGGCCAGAGGAGUUGCAGUAGAGGGGAAGUGUGAUGAGAUUCUGGGUGGAUCUCAGAGGAUUUCCUGCUGCAUCAAACAGCUGUGAAGGAAAGUCGGUAGUGAAGGGUGUCUUCCGUAGGUUUUGUUUUGGCCUGAAAAAUCUGAAAGAAUGGAAUUAAAGAUUUCAGCUUAAGGAGCAGGUUUCAGAAGAUCCUGCGUUGGAUUUUGGGUGACAUCACAUGGGUAGGUGGACGUAAUUUCUAAAGGUCAGGGAAGGUAAGCUGGCCUGGAGCUUUAAAUGAGUUAGAAGUUGUGUACUUGAGAAGUUGGCCUGUGGAUCAGAUUGAGAAGGAAGAAUCCUAACAUUGUUUUUUCGUAUGGGCUGAGGGAGGGGAGGGCUCAGAUUUGGAGGAAAGACCAUGGUAGGGAGGGCAUCUCUGAUACUCCCUGCAGAAGGGAGCAGAUACGGGCUAAGAGUUUGGUCUGUUUCUGUUGAAAAAGAGGCCUGGAUGGAUAAGGAGUUGCCCUGGACUACAGAGACUGAGGCAUGAGAUACUGUAGUCACUCCACCCUUCUAACUCAGCUAGCCCUGAGGGCCACUCUUUGGGGAACAAGAUAAGGCCAUGGAGCAAGUGGGUCCAAAACUGGGCAGGGCUUUCUCAUAUCCUCCACCACAGUUAAGGGCCUCCAGCAAGCUCCCUUUACUGAAUUAUAUGGCAGGCAGACCUGUUUGCUGAACGGACCAGUAACUGAUUGACUGCUCAGCCCCAUCCUGCAACUCAUUAACUUAGGGAUGUAAAAACAGGGUCCAUGGCAGUGGCAGCGAAGCAUAAGGACCCUGCACAGGAGUGUGUGGUCUUUGAGGAUGUGGCCAUAUAUUUCUCCCGGGAGGAAUGGGGGAUCCUUAAUGAUGCUCAGAGACACCUGCACAGCAAUGUGCUGUUGGAGAACGUUGCGCUUUUGUCAUCAGUAGGUUGUUGGCAUGGAGCCAAGGAUGAGGAGGUGCUUUCCAAGCAAUGUGUUUCUGUAAGAGUGUUACAGGUCACAGCUCCAAAGCCAGCUUUGUCCACCCUGAAGGCCCAGCCCUGCAAGACAUGUAGCUCACUUCUGAAGGACCUUCUGCACCUGGCUGAGCAUGACGGAACAUACCCUGAACAAGGGCUGGACACGUGUGCAGCAGAGCAUGACCUGCACCAAAAGGAGCAGGCUAGAGAGAAGCUCACCAGAAGUGAUGAGUGGAGGCCUUCAUUUGUGAACUACAGUGCUCACAGGGGAGAGAGGAAGUUCCCAUGCACACAGGGUGGCAGGGAUUUUACUGCCAGCUCAGACCUUCUCCAGCAACAUGUCUUGAACUGGGCAGAAGCUAUACAGGGAUACUCAGGAUGGGGAAACCUUUCAAGGUAAACAGAAUGAUUUCAACUCCAGCCAAGGUGGGAAAGACUUUUGCCAUCAACACAGGCUGUUUGAGGACCAGAAAACCCAUAAUGGGGAGAGGCCUUAUGAGUUCAGUGAAUGUGAGGAAUUGUUUAGGUACAACUCCAACCUUAUUAAAUAUCGGCAAAAUCAUGCUGGAGAAAGGCCUUAUGAGGGCAUUGAAUAUGGAAAGACCUUUAUUAGAAAGUCCAACCUAGGCCGGGCGCGGUGGCUCAAGCCUGUAAUCCCAGCACUUUGGGAGGCCGAGAC
Molecule: messenger RNA, 2009 nt
Organism: Piliocolobus tephrosceles (Ugandan red Colobus)
Lineage: Eukaryota; Metazoa; Chordata; Mammalia; Primates; Cercopithecidae
Product: zinc finger protein 749
Exons: 4
Coding region: 1137-1730 (197 amino acids)
Biological process (GO): regulation of DNA-templated transcription
Source: RefSeq, a predicted model, not a curated record